Molecule: messenger RNA, 1347 nt
Organism: Lolium perenne
Lineage: Eukaryota; Viridiplantae; Streptophyta; Magnoliopsida; Poales; Poaceae
Source: RefSeq, a predicted model, not a curated record
AUGUGGGCGUUGGGAUUGAUCUUCAGAUUCGACAAAACAUAUGAAACGGGAGCAGACCAGCUGAACCUUGUAAAUAAAAGGGUCGCUGUUAUUUCGAGCGAGGCUAGGAGCUGGUGCGCGAAACUGACAAAACUGAAAGUUUACAGAGCACGUUCAUGUACGCACGCGGGGCAGAGGAUCUCCGUCCACGGCGACCAAGACUGGGUGGUGCUGGAUGACUCCUCCGAGCUCGCCGCCGCCGCCUCUAAGCUCGCCUCCAAGGUCGCCGCCGCCGCCUCUAAGCUCGUCUCGAAGGUCGCCGCCGCCGCAUCCAAGGUCGUCGCCGCCGCAUCCAAGGUCGCCGCCGCAUCCAAGAUGGACGGUGACCAAAGUUUCUUGGACACAGUUGGUUUUGGCUACUCACAAACACAACCUGAUAGUCCAAUUGGAGAGCAAGCAAUCCCAUCAACUCAGCAUCAAGCAAGACCAUCAACUCAGCAUCAAGCAAGACCAUCCAACAAAGGAAAAAAUUGGUCUACUGAUGAGGAUAAGGUUCUGAUAGCAGCAUGGGAAAAUACAAGUACUGAUAUUGUCGGGACAGAUCAAAACCGAGAAACUUAUUGGGCUAGAAUUUCAGAGUACUACAACACACACAAGGAAUCAUCAUGUCCUGAGCGUAAUGCCAAUGCAAUAAACUGCCGUUACACAUUCAUUAACAAAGAGACCGCUAAAUUUUGUGGUUGCCUUCAGCAGAUUUUAAAUUUGGAGGAAAGCGGAAGGACUAUACAAGAAAAGAUAAACGAUGCACACCUUUUGUUCAAGGAAAUGGAUAUUAAAAGAAAAAAGCCUUUCACAUUGAUGCAUUACUAUGUAGAGUUUUCGAAGUAUCCAAAGUGGCAGACAAGAGAACUUGAAACUUCAGUUAAGAAACAAAAGAAGACCAUUGAUGCAAGUCCGGGCACAUCCUCGUACCUGGGAUAUUACAACACUGAUGCUACCUCAGCACGCAGUGAUGCUCUUGAACAUGAGAAAAGACCUGAUGGUGUGAAUAAGGAGAAAUUGCGGAGAGGUAAAGCUGAUGACAGUGCUUGCAAGUUGUCAUUAGAAACUAUGUGGGCACAAAAGCAAGAGAAAGAUGAGCUCAAAGAGGCAGCAAGAAAUGUUCGAUAUGCACAACAAUUUGAAUUGAGAAAAGAGGAGAUUGCACUGAAAAAGAAGGAGGAUGCACGAAAUGAGAGGGAUGAUGAACGCAAACAGUUUGAAUUAGAUGAGAGGAUAAUGCUCAUGGACACAAGUGGUAUGAUUGAUGUGCAAAAGCAGUUUUACCAAGCUAAGCAGAAUGAGAUCCUUGCUCGCCGCCUAGAGUAG